Messenger RNA from Vitis riparia (riverbank grape), 573 nucleotides. Its product is annotated as dirigent protein 19-like. The transcript has a single exon. The coding region runs from base 1 to 573 and encodes 190 amino acids. The record is from RefSeq and is a predicted model, not a curated record. NCBI's taxonomy places the organism in Eukaryota, Viridiplantae, Streptophyta, Magnoliopsida, Vitales, Vitaceae.
AUGGAGAAGACAGCUCUGGUUUUAGUGGCUUUCUCACUGGCCGUGGCCAUGGCCAUGCCACUGGUCCACAGCACCAUUGGAGACCCCAAAGAGGUUGAUGAAUGGCUGCACAAGAUCCAGCAUGCAAAGCAGAAAAUGACCCGGUUCCACUUCUACUACCAUGACAUCCAAAACGUGAGCUCAAUGAAGGUGGCUCAGGCCUCUAUCACAGACAAAUCACCCACCUUUUUCGGCCUUACAAAUAUGAUGGAUGACCCUUUAACCGAAGGACCCGAACUCACAUCCAAGCAAGUGGGUCGGGCGCAGGGACUGUAUGGCUUAUCAGGGUUGAAUGAGUUCAGUCUUUUGAUCAUCAUGAACCUUGCCUUCACAAGUGGAGAGUAUAACCGCAGCACUCUAACCAUUCUGGGUCGGUACGAAUCGGCACAGCUUACGAUCCAAGAGAUGCCCAUAGUUGGUGGGAGUGGGGUUUUCCGACUGGCUCAUGGGAUUGCAUCAGGCAGGACGUAUUCCCGCAAUGCCACCAGCGGUAAUGCUGUUGUCGAGUUCAAUAUUGUGGCCAUUCAUUAUUGA